Molecule: messenger RNA, 3972 nt
Organism: Symbiodinium sp. CCMP2592
Lineage: Eukaryota; Dinophyceae; Suessiales; Symbiodiniaceae
Source: the annotation of a GenBank genome assembly
AUGGUUAUCUAUCAGCACGUCACAUGCACGAGCAUGAUCAUGGUCGGUGCGUUCUGUGUUCGGUGGUUGGCAUGUGCCCAGGCACCAUUGCUACCUCAGAAACAUCUACAUGUCUUCAUUGAGCACUCCCAAGCACAAUCGGUACUCGCUCGGCUGCAUCUGCCGUUCAUGUGCCGGGACAAUGCCCCUGGACAGGCGAAGGGCAUGCGUACAUCAUGCGUCGUGGUGGAUGACGACGAGGAUGCUGACAGCAUGUUAGGCCUAGUCAACUUUGGCGGAAGUGGCGGAAGUGAAUCUGCGUCUGCGGGCGAUCGUGGCAGCGUCGGUGCUGACAGCCUGGGCCGCGGCGGCUCGAGCAUUGAUCUUGACUUGGACUUGGAUGACUUGGAGGUGCGAUCGGAUUCAUUGAGUGCCGGUGGUAGUGGAAGCAACAACAGCAACAACGGCCGAGAACCGCUGGCAGACUUGGCGCUGGUCAGGUUUCAGGAUUCGCAAGGUUCGCAAAGCUUACAGGAUCCACAGCAACAGUCGCAGCAGGCGGUUGUUCCGUUUGACAACAUCCACCACAACAACCCCAGACGCUGGACAGCAACAGCACUGAAAGAGCUACGUCGCCAAGACUACGAAAACAUGCCACCGCAACAAUGCGCAUUUGUUGCUUUCAAAGCAUCGGCUGCACUGCAACAGCAUCUUGCAAAGUGCCAGGAGCAAGCAAAGCAGAUCAGAAUGCUGAAGCGGAUCAACCAGCGACAGGAGAGCAUCAUCAAGAAAAAGCAAAAAGUGCUGGACGAAGAACAGGCUAGGAAGUCAAGCCUUGAGAUCGUGCCCAUAGGCAAAACUGGCAAACGAAUGUCAGUGCAGAGUGCAUUUGCCAUCGGUGUGCGACGAAACCUCUCCAACAUCGCGGCCGCUGACUUCGGAGCUACGAUCCUGACAGACGUGAGCCAGCAGCGUGUCACGAGGUCAGAGCUCAAGACAGCAGCGGCACUGCUGUGCAAGAUGAGGUCAACUUGUGUGUCGGUUGUGAACUCGUCGCAGCAUGGUGAAGAAGAUGUGGAGUUUGGCGAGAUCCAUCCGAAAAUGGAGCACGAGUGGCGGCUGUCAGCGAUUUCCAUGAGAUGUGAUGCAACCAACAGCUCCAUCUGGAAGAGAGAGAAGCUUCAUGUUCUCGAUGUUGACUUUGCCUGGGUCGAAGACUUCGCUGCUGUUCGCAAGUUCGACGCCGAUAAGGUCGUCAAUGAGCUGCGAAAAGAGCUUCUCAAACUGAACUCAGCACCACUGGAGGGCAUGGUUUGUGCGGGGCAUCCUUCCAUAUCGCGGUGUCAUGUGUUCAUGUACAUGGAUGUCACGGACAAGGGCUCGGACCAGUCCUGUCGAAAACGCUGCACUAGCGAAGCCAUCACUGCAGCUGGAUGCCCCAACCUCAUCUAUUUACCAGGAAUAUGUUACCUGCACAUGUUCAACGCCAGCGUGAAAAAUGGCCUUGAGCUCGUUGACGAGAUGCUCAACGCAUUGUUCAGCAAACAGGUGCUAGCUGGUUUCACGAAGUAUUUCGGGUCCGUCAGCAAAGACGUCAACUGUUGGCGGGAGAAGGCGGCGGAAAUCAUGAUGUCCUGGGAUCAGGCGUUCAAGGACUCGGACCUUGAUACCUUGAAACUCGGGCGACGGUAUCCCCUGUCGGUAGUCAGUGGACGUUGGGGCUCCAUCGAAAGCGCAGAGGACUUCCUACUCUUGCGUGGGAAGGACCGAGUUGUGCCGGUCCUUCUCGCAGCGCUCAGCAAGCACAUGCGAGCUGACACGGCAGCACCCGAAUCACGUGACACCAACAUGGACUUGAAUCCAGACGCCGCAGACGAUACUGCUGCAUACCGGCUGAAGCUAUCCAAAUGGUACAAGGGAACGGUAGACGCGAUCAGUCACCCUAUCUUUUGGUUCCUGUUGACAAUCUGCCGUUGUUUCCGUGGGCCUAUGAGACAUUUCUUCCACUUUGUGCAGCAACAAGCACAGCGCAACAAUGCUGGCGAAGUCAUGAAACAACUGGUGACUGGCAAGCUGGAUGCUCUCCAUGAUGAGUACAGGACUUUGCACAACAACAUGAACGAAAUCAUAGCAAGAGCUAUCGAGCUGUCAGGUUGCGACAAGCUGUUUCAGCAGGACCCAGACGGUUUGCAGUCACUAGACCUGAUGGCUAGGUAUCCGAUGAAAUUGCUGUGGCUGCUGAAAGAGAACCCCUUGAAGUAUUGUGAAAAGCGUCGAGGAGUAGCAGAUGAAGUUCUCAAGCUGGGAAACUUGGAUGCUGCCACCAACAGUAUCAGAGCACUUUGCAAGCAAGAGCUCGUGAGGCUGAGUCGGACUGGCCGUUUUGAAAGAGAUCACACUGCGGAUCACGGCAGCUUGUUGUGGAGUAUCAUGGUCAUGAUGUCGCGGUUCUUCUAUGCCGAGACUCAAGCCAUUGAGGGACUCAACAGCAUAGUUAAGCUGUUGGGUCGCCGCUGCCCCAACAUCACCUUGGAGCUGUUGAGCAGUCGGCUUUGCAUCAAAAAGAUGAUCGGCCAGGCAGACGGCACCACAGGAUGUCGCAAGAAGUGGUCCGUCGUCAAGGCACUGGUGGAACGAGAAGUUGCAGAGCUGACAGGCUUUGCAACUUUGAGUUUGCCAAUCCUCGCAGACUCUUCGCGAUGGGCACCUGCAUUGCCCGCCUCGUUCACAGUGGCAGAUCAAGGUAGCCGACAGCCAGAACCGCUUUGUGACAUCAUGCAUCCGGAGCCCGUCGACGGCCAGGAUCUCGCGCAGGUUUUGUCAACCGAAGCCAUCACGUGGGCCAAGUCAUACAAUCUUGGAUGGAAGUGGACGACGGGCGGUGGCAGGCGCAAGUCCAAGAAGGCAGCUGCGGCCAAAAUCAAGCAAGAACAUUCCUUGGCAGGAUUUGGGGUCGCAAUUCUUCCAACACCAGAUGGUCAGGACAUGGCAUUCUACUUGGCAGCCGACUACUUCUCCCACAGUGUUUCGUUCACUAGGCUGAGCAAGUGUCGGCGGCAGGUGGAUGGCAUUGGUGUGACAGACUGCUUGCGGUGGGAACAUGACGGCUCUAGGUAUGCAGACACGGUCGAAUCGACUCUUUUGUUUGCGAAGUACUUCGAUUCUUGCUCCAAGCAAUCCAAGACGGUGACGGUAAGGGCGGCAUUCUUGAAUCGUAGUGGGUGUCAUCAGCUCUUCGGGAAUCCUGGAUGGUUGCCAGUUCACAAAGUUAUGGCAGAGUCCACGGUCCUGUUUGAGAUGACUUCGAUCAUCAUGAAAGGCUGCCCGGCACCGGCACCCAGGCCGCGGCAGCCAAAGCCGGGGCGGUCCACACCAGCCAUCGCGGAAGGUGAAGGUGACGCUGAUGCCCGGUACAUGGCAGCGGAUGCCCCAGAGCCAUAUGACACUGAUAGCUCCGAGGAGGAUGCAGAGGCUUGUGAUGAUGGGGCCAGUGCAGCCUCUGCAGCACAGGCACUCUCGGAGCUAUCAGUGUCUAUGGGGCCUGGUGCAUCCUCAUCCUCCAAGCCAUCAUUAGAUGCUGUGGCCCGAAUCGCUGAGCAAGUGGCGGACGCUGGUUGCACUGCACCUGCUGCCGAAAUGCAGGAAGAAGCGUUGCUGCUGCUGGUCCGACAGCGGAACGCAUCCAAAAAAGCAUCGGCAACCGGUGAACCAGUCAUCGAGGGCGUCGGUGAUUCAACUUCAGCUGUGUUUGUGGCUGCAGACCCGAACGAGAUUGCUGACGAAGCUGUGAGCAGUGACAGUGAUGAGUCCACUGGAGGCCGAGAUGCAGAUGGACAUGGACAGGGUUCUUCUUCUCAUGUUUGCGUUGACUUCGAACCAGUGCAGCCGGCGUUUCACAGGCUUGGGCUUCUGGCUGUCUUCGAACCCUGCGUGCCCUUUGUGAUGUACAUGCUCUGCAAGUGGAGCAUGAGUUGGGCUGUGACCGCUCUCUGA